GUUUUGUCAUUUAUUAAAAAGUCUAAAAUUUAAGCAAAAAUAUCCAAUUUAAAAUAAGUUUGCAAAAAAUGACAGUGUAAUGUUAGGAAGACUAGUGCUUUUUUUGCAGUGUAAGUUUCAAUUGCUAAUUGUUAAUAUGUUUGGGUGAUGAUGUUUGGCUGAGGGUUCUCUUAGAAUCUUAGAACCGAAACGCCCAUUUGUCUACCCAAGUUUUCGCUCUCUGUCGCCCUCUGUCUUCAGUCUUCUGUCUUUAGUCUUCAGUCUACAGUCUACAGGCUUCGGUCUUCUGCUUUCCACUUUCUUCACCUCUCUUCCGAUGUGUGCUCUUCUUCUAGCGGCGCUCUCUUCCACAGCGGAACGUAACCAUUUCGAAAUUUGUGUGUUUAUAUUUGAUUUUUUCGCCAGUUGGGCCAGUCGGCCGAGUGAAACUGAAAUGAAAGCGCCUCCCUCAUUUCCCAGCGAAUGCCGAGGCCAAAGCGAACGCGCCAAACGCCAAAAGAAAGAUACAAAUAGAGACACAAAAUAAAAUAACAAAAUAAAAAUAUCACCAACAAAAAAACAAAAAAAAAAAAAAAACACCGAAAAUUAAAACAAAAAAUAAAAAUAAAAGCCAAAACACACACACCACCAUUCAACGUAAACCAAACACGCAGUUUUUCGGAAAUUCCAUGAAAAAGUGCCUGACCAAAAAGUUUUUAGCCAAAUAUCGAAAGCAAACAGUCGGAAACUAUACAAAAAGAGCACAAAAACAAAAAACACAAUAGAAAACAAAGAGUUAUAAGAGAGAGAAAAAACAAAUUAAAACAAAAGUGGCCGCAGAAACCAAAGAUUGUUUAUUGAGUGAACUCAAGAAGAGCCAGGAAUUGCAGAAACAGCAGCUUUUCUACACGUUUCAGGAGCAGACGAAGCAGAUGGAAUUGGAGCACAAACUCCAACUGGAGCACAAGUAUCAUUUUGCGGUGAAUUCACAUGGCGCUUUCCAGGAAUUGCGAAACGAGACAAUGGUGACAGCCGCCGCUGCGGUGGCUGAGGAGCAACUGCGCCAGCACCAGCAGCAACAGCAACACCAGCAGCAACAUCAGCAGCAGCAGCAGCACCAACAUCAGCAACAGCAGCAACAUCAACAGCAACAACAGCAACAACAACGCGGCAGAGACGGCAUGAAACCCAAGCAGAUCUGCAGUGCAAAUGCCAGUCCCGAGGUCAAACAGAUUCUCAACUGCUUCAUCCUGAGCAGGAAAUCGCAGGCGGCGGCUUCGAAUGGCACAACGACAACGUCGCCCUACAGAAAUCGUGGAGUGGUGAAGAGCUCCUCGGGCGAAUCCCUCCCAGCUGGAACCGUGACCAGUGCGCAUCCGUACAAAAUACCUCAGCCGCCCUCCUCGCUGCUCAAAUACGAAUCUGAUUUUCCGCUGAGGAAGACAGCCUCCGAACCCAACCUGCUGAAGAUCCGGCUGAAGCAGAGCGUCAUCGAGCGGAAGGCCAGGAUCGGCGGACCGGCGGUCGCCCGGCGGCACGAACGCCUCCUCCAGGCGGCCCAGCGCAGGCAGCAGAAGAACUCCGUUCUCACAAAUUGCAACAGUACGCCGGAUUCGGGACCCAAUUCGCCGCCCUCGGCAGCCGCACUGGCGGUGGGCGUGGUCGGGAGCCGCGGCUCCCCGACGAGUGCGCCCAUCCAGGAGGAGAACGAGGAGGGCAGCCAGUACCAGCCGGGUCAGCGGAGCAGCAUCAACGACCUCCCUCUGUUCAGUUCGCCAUCGCUGCCGAACAUCUCGCUGGGUCGUCCGCAUUUACCCAACUCUGCGCAGGCGCACGCCCAAGUGGCUGCCCAGGCUCAGGCCCAAGCCCAAGCCCAGGCCCAAGCUCAGGCCCAAGCUCAGGCUCAGGCCACCGCCCAGGCGAACUACGUGAUGUUCGCUGCACUGCAUCAGCAUGUGGCCGCCGCCCAGGGAGCAGCCGGCGCCGCUGGCGGAUCAGCCGGCGGGGCUGGCCAACCGCCCGGCGGCUACUACAAUCCCCUGGCGAUGGCCAGCUUCGUGGGUCGCCAGCCGGCACCGCUGGCCAUGAUCCCAUCGACGGGCAUUGCACCGCAGCAACCGUCGCCGGUGGUGCGCAGUGCCUCGGCCACAUCGACGUCCUCGUCGCAGGCCUCACUUGUGGGCGAUGUGGCGCCACCGCAGGCGCACGCCGCCUCCACCAUUCUGCCCUCGUCCUCGUCGUACAUGCACCAGCUGGCCGCCAGCAGCUCGGCCGUCAAGAUCCAUGCCGCCGCCGUUGCCGCAGCUGCAGCUGCUGCCGCCGCCGCGGGCUCACUGCCGCCCACAAAUCACGGAUCGCCGCACGCCGCCCAUCCCACGGCCCACGGCCAUGGGCAUGGUGGUCAUGGUCAUGCGGCCCUGUACGGGCACAGCCAUCUGGGCCACCACCAGCACACCGUGCCCAUCACGGACGCCCAGGUGGCGCAGGUGCACCUCCACAAGCAGGGACACCGGCCGCUGGGUCGCACCCAGUCGGCGCCACUGCCACUGGGGCAUCCCAUGCUCACCGGAGCCGGCCAGCUGAACGUCGUCCAGACGCACUACGAGAACAGCGAGGCGGAGCGGCAGGCGUACGAGCACCAGGUGCUGAACCAGAAGCUCCGCCAGACCGUCCUCACCCGGAGUGGAGCAGCUGCAGCCGCAGCAGCCGCAGCCGGAGUCGGAGUCGGAAUGCGGGAGGCGCAGCUGAAGGAGGAGGAGGACGACUCCGCCGCCGAGGUGAUGGACCUCACCGACAAGAAGAAGCCGCCGAAGACGGUGCUCACCAGCACGAUAGCCACCAGCACCUCGCAGAAUCUUCCCGAUGCUCUGGCGGCGGCGGUGGCAGCGGCUGCCUAUCGCGCUCCACCCGCGACGGGCGCUUCGAUCAAGUCGGGCAUAAAGCUGCGCGACCAGGAGUACUUGCAGCAGCAGCGGGAACAACUACUCCAGCUGCAGCAGGAGGAGGAGCUGGCCAAGGGCCUGAUGCGACCCCUCUCAAGGACUCUGAGCAGUCCCCUGGUGCCGCUGGGUCCGCACGGCUUGAGCUCCGGAAUACCGGACACCGGACAGCAGCCGGCACCGAUAGCCACCUCUUCGUCGGCCGAUCACAUACCGCCCGUCAAUCUCUCGCUGCCGCAUCGCCAGCACCGCCAGCUGAUGAGCACCUUGUACGCCGGCAAGCUGCGGAUUCAUCAUCACCAGCAGCAGCAGCAGCAGCAACAGCAGACGCCACCGCCACCUUCAUCGAGUGUUUCGCCACCGCAUAAGGUCACUACGGGAUUGGCCUACGAUCCUUUGAUGCUGAAGCACUCGUGCAUCUGCGGGGACAACGCCCAGCAUCCGGAGCACAGUGGCCGCUUGCAGAGCGUCUGGGCGCGACUCAACGAGACCGAUCUUGUCAAGCGUUGCGAUCGGUUGCGUGCGCGGAAAGCCACGCAGGAGGAACUGCAGACGGUGCACACGGAGGCGCAUGCCAUGCUGUUCGGCUCCAACCAGUGCCAGUUGAGCCGGCCCAAGUUGGAGAACACGCUGUCGGCGAGCUUCGUUCGGCUUUCCUGCGGUGGACUGGGCGUGGACCUGGACACCACGUGGAACGAGCACCACACGGCCACCGCUGCUCGGAUGGCCGCUGGCUGUGUGAUCGACUUGGCCCUGAAGACGGCCAAGGGGGAUCUGCGCAAUGGCUUUGCUGUUGUGAGGCCUCCGGGCCACCAUGCCGAGGCCAAUCUGGCCAUGGGAUUCUGCUUCUUCAACUCGAUCGCCAUCGCGGCCAAGCUGCUGCGUCAGCGGAUGCCCGAGGUGCGGCGCAUCCUCAUCGUCGACUGGGAUGUGCACCAUGGCAAUGGCACUCAGCAAGCAUUCUACCAAAGUCCCGACAUUCUAUAUCUUUCCAUACAUCGACACGAUGACGGUAACUUCUUUCCCGGCACAGGCGGACCCACAGAGUGCGGAUCCGGUGCUGGACUCGGCUUCAACGUGAACAUCUCAUGGUCCGGGGCGCUGAAUCCGCCGCUGGGCGACGCCGAGUAUAUCGCUGCAUUCCGUACCGUUGUGAUGCCCAUCGCACGGAGCUUCAAUCCGGACAUUGUGCUGGUCUCCUCCGGCUUCGAUGCGGCCACCGGACACCCGGCACCGCUCGGCGGCUAUCAUGUCUCGCCGGCGUGCUUCGGCUUCAUGACCCGCGAACUCCUCCAGCUGGCCAAUGGCAAGGUGGUGCUCGCCCUGGAGGGCGGCUACGAUCUGGCCGCCAUCUGUGAUUCCGCCCAGGAGUGCGUGCGUGCCCUGCUCGGCGAUCCGGCAUCGCCGAUAGCCAAGGCGGAGCUGGAAAGGCCGCCCUGCCAGAACGCCAUCAAUACGCUCCAGAAAACGAUAGCCAUUCAGCAAACGCACUGGCCUUGUGUGAGGAUGCUGGAGCACACGGUGGGUCUGUCCGCUCUGGAGACGCUCAAGGUGGAGCACGACGAGUCCGAGACCAUCAACGCCAUGGCCGGACUCUCCAUGCAGUCGAUGCACAGAACUCUAUCCCGCGAUGACUCCGAGGAGCCGAUGGAUCAGGAUGAAACCAAAUAGGAGGCGACGCGGGCGGCGGAACUUGAGGAGGCGGUGGGCGUGGCUGGGGAAGGAAUGGCGAAGGGGGCGUGGCCGCAAGCUGCUCAAUGCACAUUUAGUUAUUUGUUGUAGUUGAAUUGAUUGUUGUUGCUGUUGUUGUUGUGGCGCUCGCUUUCAAUUGUUGUCGUUGUCAUUGAUCGUCUAUAGCCACAUCCAUCUCUCUCUUUCGAUCGCAAGCGAUAUCCCUAUUAAAUUCCCAAUCCCUUAAAUUGAAAUGCCCCUCCGCAAAAAAAAAGAGAAACAUCGAAAAUAUUGUAGGGAAAAAAUGGUUAAAGAAGCAGAACAGGGCCUAAAGUUCAAAAUGGUGGCUGUGCCUCCAAAAAGAAAUAAUUAUAAAUAAUUAGAGCAACAAAAAUAACCCCGAGAAACUGGGUAAUUUUUUUUAUGAAUAUAUAGUAUAUGGUGAGAAUUUAGUUGUAGAAUUCCUUGAGAGAUUUUUUUUUUUUUUUUUUUUUUUAAGGGUAGAGGAGAGGUAUUUUACGCACACACACAAACACACGCAACUCAAUGUAUCUUAUUAUUAUUACUAUUAUUAUAAUUUAAGUAAGUGUGUUAAAAUGGAUAUAGAACUACUAACCUAAUGGUAAAUCAGUAAACUAUAAAGUUAAACUUAAAAGGAGAUCAGGUGCAAGAAGCGUGUGUUUUUAUGUAAGGUUCAACCUCGAAGUCCCUAAGAAUAUAAAAUCCCCACCACGCCCACUCUUCCGCCACCCUUUUUAAACAGAUCGAGAGAGAGAGAGAGGAGAAGGGAGGGGAUUACGUGUUAUGUAGAAUGCUUUAGUUGAUAUAAGAGAAUAUGAGAGAACUUAACAGCUAACAAGUUGAAAGGAAAGGCGAAAAACUGAGAAAUCUUUUUGUACAAUUUAUAGUUUAGUGCAAGUUUCAAGUACAACAUAAUAUUAUUUAAAGAAUUCUAUAUAUAUCUAAAUAUAUAUAUUGUGCAAUAAAUGUGAGAAAAUGAAAAUCGAGUGCAGAGCAAAAACAAAAACACACAAAAACAGAAACUAAAACUAAAACGAAUAAGAGAAAAUUGUUGUUAAAUGUUGCCGAGAUCUUAUAUACGUAUGUAUACCCAAUAACUGUUACAAUAAUAACCCUUUAUAUAUAUGAGUAUAUAUAAAUAUAUAUACAUAAAUGCACAUGUGUAUUCACCGUGUGUAUAACGAUAACGAUGUUCAACAAAUGUCUGAAAUGAAGUAAAACUAUUAUUAUAUGUAAAUAAAACACAAAACAAAGUGAACCAUUUUAAUAAAAAAAACGAGAGAAAAAAACAAACACCUUAAAACAUUUACGCUCACACACACAUACACAUAUACACGGCCUGGGCAGGACCCGAAAGGCGUGAAUCGGGUAAAGUCUGGAAUACCCGUUUAAACGCUAACCGUUAACUGUAAUACCGCUGUAAUUGUAUUUGUACUCGUGUACCUUUUGCUGUCUAUAGCCGUCUCUCUCUAAACCGCUACCUUAUUGUAAAGGAGCAAGUCAAAAAUCGGAAAAUAACGGAGCAACAGUCCAAGGAUCAAAAAAAUAAGUAAGGAAAAUGGAACAAGAACAAGAUGAUGAUUAAGAAGGAGAAGCACAACGAGAGAUGGACCGAUUGGCUCCAACUGGAAGAAACAAUUGUUAACAAAACGAAACAGAAACUUAAAACUAAACUUACAAAAUAAAAUCUCAACAAUGUAACUAUUAAGCUAAGCUAAAAAGAGGCCAUUGGCAGGGCUUUUAAAAAUUUAUAUUUUCUUCCCCUUUACGUUUUUAACACAGAGAAUAUGGUUAGGCAUUAAGAUUUGUAAACUUUUUAACGGUUAAAAAAUAUUUUUCGAACCUUUUAAUAUAGGCUAACACAUUUUUAUUUAUCAGUUUGCUGUUUUAAAACGAUUACGUUUCUAAAGCCAAGAAUUUAGAUACUUUACCCAAAAUACAAAUUAAAAAUUGAGGUUGAAGUUACCAUUGUUUCGACAGUCUGUAUCAGAUAAAGAAGUCUUUACCGUUAUAAAUUUAUAAAACUGUUAAUAUCCAUAUUCUGUGUGUCCAAUCUUUGCUUCUCCCUAUAAUUCUUUUUCGGUUAUCUUAUUAUAAUUUGGUAAUGGCCUAGGGGUUAUCUAAAAAUUCCUACCCCCACCACCCGUUUACCUCUCUUAAUUGCGAGUUUUUCUGAAAAACCUUAAACUGAUAACAAAACAUUUAAAUAACUGUACUAACAAAAAGAAAUAUUGUUGCUGCGCACUGCAAAAAAAUGUAUUCCGUAAGCUGGGAAAUAGUUACAAAUGGUUUUAUCAAAACGAAAUCAAAUAUUUAUAUUUUGUUUAUUGUUGCACAAAUAAGUCCAAGAAACAGAAAAAAAAGAGUAAUAAUGUGUGUCGCUUUUUCUAAAUGAAAUAAAAUGAAGAAAUCGUCAA
This is a messenger RNA of Drosophila ficusphila, 7027 nucleotides long. It is a transcript of the gene HDAC4, whose product is annotated as histone deacetylase 4. Bases 912 to 4589 code for a protein of 1225 amino acids. Gene Ontology annotation, cellular component: histone deacetylase complex. The record is from RefSeq and is a predicted model, not a curated record. Gene Ontology annotation, biological process: negative regulation of transcription by RNA polymerase II; chromatin organization. Lineage: Eukaryota; Metazoa; Arthropoda; Insecta; Diptera; Drosophilidae. The transcript has 12 exons. Gene Ontology annotation, molecular function: histone deacetylase activity.